Recurvomyces mirabilis is the source of this 1065-nucleotide messenger RNA. RefSeq lists its product as uncharacterized. Gene Ontology annotation, molecular function: hydrolase activity. NCBI's taxonomy places the organism in Eukaryota, Fungi, Ascomycota, Dothideomycetes, Mycosphaerellales, Teratosphaeriaceae. The coding region runs from base 1 to 1065 and encodes 354 amino acids. The transcript has a single exon. The record is from RefSeq and is a predicted model, not a curated record.
AUGGAUCGUUUUGAGCACAAGAGCAUCAGUACUAAGCCGUACGACCUGACAUAUAGCUACUACUUAUCGCCAGACUUCCACAAGCGAACAUCAGUGCCGACUCUAGUGUUUUGCCAUGGCUACCCUGACGAUGCAUACAUGUGGGCUGGAGCGGUGAAACAUCUGGUUGACCUACCAUAUCGAAUCGUCCUAGUCGACAUUCUUGGCUUCGGAGGCUCAUCAAAACCCAAGGAAGCUUCAAAGUACCGCUACAAGCAACAAGCCGACUCUAUUGCUCAGAUCCUCGAUAACGAAGGUGUGAAGGAGGGUGUCAUCCCAAUUGGUCACGACUGGGGCUCUGCGACUGUCCAGCGCCUCUACUUGUACCACCGUGAUCGCUGCAUAGGUCUUGGACUGAUCUCACUUGCCUACCAAAUACCGUCUGACCAGCCAUUCGAUCUUGUUACGGCCAACAAGGAGACUGCUAAACGUUUCGGCUACCCACAAUGGGAGUACUGGAAUUUCUUCAAUGCGAAAGACGCAACCGAUCUCAUGGACAAGCACAUUCAGCGAUUCCUCGAAGUCAACAAUGGCAACUUUCCUUCGCCUAAACCUGAGGAAAACGGUCGAGAUAUCUGGAUGCGAGAGAUGUUCUGCGUGCCCAAUGCUAUGAGGGAGUAUGUCACCGGAACGGGAAAGUACGAAGGAUUCACAGUCGACCUAAAACCAUAUGCUAAGACGCCAGAGUUCCAAAAGUCGUUCAAAGACCGACUGAGUCGAGACGGCUUCGAGGGCCCGGUCAACUACUAUCACUCGCUGACAGAUAACCACAAUCUGGAGGAUGAGAAACAGCAUCUUUCUACCAGGGAGGCGAAGACGAUUAGCGUGCCGGUGUUGUAUAUUGGUCAAACUGGCGACUGGGUGUGCCGAACCGAUUUGAUGGGCGACGCGAAAGAAGCUGGACUUGUGUCGGAUGUGGAGGAGAAGGUCAUCCAAGCUGGUCACUGGUGUCUUUACGAGAAGCCGGAGGAGAUCGCGGGCCUAAUCAAGGACUGGCUGCAACGCCGCUUUCCUGUCAAGUCAUGA